AUGACAUGUGAAUAUCAGAGAAAGAUCAAGCUCCUAAGGAUGGGGUUUGACGUCGGCGCUACGGCGUUCAUACUUCAGUCCAGCGUGACCUCAUCGAGCUCGAUCACAGCACUCGACCUCGUCCAAUUCGAUCACUUGAUGUUUGAUAGCGUCAACGCGACCACGUGUGCUCUGUCACUCCAGCUCCGCUCCAUCACUCCAGGAAACACCUAA
Molecule: messenger RNA, 213 nt
Organism: Microthlaspi erraticum
Lineage: Eukaryota; Viridiplantae; Streptophyta; Magnoliopsida; Brassicales; Brassicaceae
Source: the annotation of a GenBank genome assembly